UCAUAUCGUUCUCGCCAAAUGGGAGGAAUGCAAGUAGUAACGACUCAUAGCCAUUGUUCCUUCCUCAAGAACUUCCUCACUGGUGCUGUGUUCACCUUGCCUCUCGUUUACAUCCUUCUCCACUCCAUUCCAUCUUCUUUCCUCUCAUAUACCAAUCUUGCUGCAUUUCAAGCACAUCGCACAAGCACAAGCCCUCCUCUCCCACCUCCUCCUCAAGCUUGGCAGCAAUGCGACUAUACCACCGGGAAGUGGGUGUGGGACGGCAGCGUCAGCGGCCGGCGGUACGACAGCGAAAACUGCGACAUGGUGAGCGCGGAGAAGUGCGUCAUCAACGGCAAGCCGGACAACGGGUACCUGAACUGGCGGUGGCAGCCGGCGGGCUGUAACCUCUCGGCGCUGGACCCGGCUGAGUUCCUCCGGGCAGUCCGGGGCAAGCUCCUGGGUUUCGUCGGCGACUCCACGGCGCGCAACCAGGCGGAGUCCCUCGUCUGCUUCCUCUCCACGGUGUCGCGGCCCGAGACGACGCACCAGUACGAGGAUCAUCCUAUGGCCCACAAAUUCUGGCGGUGGGUCUUCCCGGCGCCGCACAACGUCAGCGUCUCCACGUACUGGUCGCCGUUCCUUGUGCGCGCCGAGGGCAGGUCGGUGGACUACGCCAUGACGCACGACACGCUGUUCCUGGACGCGUUCACCGAGCCGUGGACGGCGGACGUGGAGGCGAUGGACGUCAUGGUGAUCUCGGCGGGGCACUGGUUCAACCACCAGGCCGUCUACUACGACAACGGGCAGAUCGCCGGCGUGUUUGCCCGUCCGGACGUAAACGAGACCGACAUCGCCGGCGGCUACAUCGGCGCGUACCGCGAGGUGAUCCGGAGGGUGCUUGAGUACGUCCAGGAAAAGUCGAGCGGCGACAAGCACAAGCUGGUGGUGGUGUCAACCAUGGCGCCGGCGCACUUCGACCCCAAGUACGCGUCGAACCACCGGGAUGCGUGCUCGCGGCCGAACCCGUAUGAUGAGGGAGAGGUGCCCGAGGAUGGGGGCACGGCCGAGAUGAGGAAGGCCGUGCUGGAGGAGGCGGCGGCGGCGGCGAAAAGGCAGCGACUGGGGCUGCGGUUCGACGUGCUGGACGUGACGAGGCUGGCGUCGAUGCGGCCCGAUGGGCACCCAGGCGCCUACAUCGUCAAGGACAGGUACGGUGCCGGAAAGCCGGUGCCGGAGACGGUGUUCAACGACUGCCUGCACUGGUGCGCGCCGGGGCCGGUGGACACGUUCAACGACAUAUUCAUGCACAUUCUGGCUGCAAGCGGCUGAAGCCAUUGUUCGGAGUAGUAUGCACGAUGAGGUACUUGUGCCCAUCGACUCAUCGUGCAUUCGCCACCCACCCCGUGCUUGCGCGCGCGACCGCGAGGCCGACGGCCACGUACGCUUUUUUUAGGAGACGUCUAAAUGUCUUGUCACGUACUUGAAUUUAUUUAUUUUUG
This is a messenger RNA of Triticum aestivum (bread wheat), 1481 nucleotides long. RefSeq names its product protein ALTERED XYLOGLUCAN 4-like. Bases 19 to 1311 code for a protein of 430 amino acids. The transcript has 2 exons. Gene Ontology annotation, molecular function: O-acetyltransferase activity. Gene Ontology annotation, cellular component: Golgi apparatus. Lineage: Eukaryota; Viridiplantae; Streptophyta; Magnoliopsida; Poales; Poaceae. The record is from RefSeq and is a predicted model, not a curated record.